This is a messenger RNA of Hippocampus zosterae (dwarf seahorse), 1725 nucleotides long. Its product is annotated as cyclic AMP-responsive element-binding protein 3-like protein 3-A. Lineage: Eukaryota; Metazoa; Chordata; Actinopteri; Syngnathiformes; Syngnathidae. Gene Ontology annotation, cellular component: nucleus. Bases 485 to 1666 code for a protein of 393 amino acids. The transcript is spliced from 9 exons. Gene Ontology annotation, molecular function: RNA polymerase II cis-regulatory region sequence-specific DNA binding; DNA-binding transcription factor activity, RNA polymerase II-specific. Gene Ontology annotation, biological process: regulation of transcription by RNA polymerase II. The record is from RefSeq and is a predicted model, not a curated record.
CAUGUUAGCCACAUACUGAAGCAUGUGUGCCGCCAAACGGUUGACUCGUUCCUGAAAGUGCCUCUGUGCCGUGGACCCCACGACUUAGAUGUACGUGAACACAACCAAGUAAGGAAUGUGAAACCAUAAGAAUUUCCGGCCGCCUUGACAGAACAUUUUGCUCAAUGUGUUGUAAUUGGUUUCCUGAACGUGGUUGACGAAACACGAUUGGACACCGGUCAGCUGGGAUGGGGGGGAAAUGAGUGAUAUGGAACUUCAACUUUGUCCUCUGAAUCAUACUUAGACAUUCUCCUAACGCUCAAGCCACAGAGGAGUGUAUUGAUCAGACCGAGUGUUUGGAUUCUGCGUUCUUUCACUGAUAUUUCAUCACCUUGUUGGAUUAUCAACACUGGGCACGGUUAGAGUGUGACAAGCUCGCCUUCAGGUUGAGAGGAGAGCCAAACUAUUUUUGUCAGGUCUCGGCGGAGAACAAGUGAAAGCUGGGAUGGAUCUCAUUGAUCUGCUGUUCAGGACCAAAGAUGAACCCGGCCACGGCAAGACACCUUGGACCAUCAGUAUGUGUGACGCGCUGAGCCCAGAGGGAAAAAGUACGGAAGACUUUUUGGACUUACUGCUGGCUGGGAGCGAGUCUUCCUCAGGUCCGACGUCCCCCCCGUGGUCACCCUGCACCCUGGACAGCGAAAUGUGCGAGGAGCCAUUGGCAGACAGCCUCCGACUGCCUUCCUGCACUUCAUCUCCAGGCUUGGACAUGCCGCUGCCUCACCUCACAUGCGUGCAGCUUCCACCCUACAAGCGUGAAAACGAGAUCACGUCCGAUGUUUCCAUUGAUCUGGGCUGGGAGUCUGACAGCAUCCAGGAAAAACUGGGAAUGGCAUAUUACCUCGCAUCGAAUCAAAGUACCACCACUUCGUCCAGUCAGACGCUCACGGUGAAGGACUUGCUCUUAUCCAAUCUCGGAGAGAAGAGAAACCCCCAGCAUCCCCUGCAAGAGCUUGUUCUUAAUGAGGACGAGAAGAAACUUCUGGCAAAAGAAGGCAUUAACUUGCCAAGCGAGCUGCCUCUGUCCAAGUGUGAAGAGCGCGUUUUGAAGAAGAUCCGUCGGAAAAUACGCAACAAGCGCUCGGCUCAAGAGAGCCGGAAAAAGAAGAGGGAAUACGUGGAUAGUCUGGAAGAAAGGAUGUCUGCAUGCAGCGCUCACAACCUCCAGCUGCAGAGAAAGAUCCACAGACUGGAGGAGACAAACACCGCCCUGUUAGAGCAGCUGAGCCAGCUCCAAGCGCUUCUUCCCAACAGCUCCGGCAAAACAACGCAAAGGGGCACCUGCCUCUUGGUUUUGCUUCUCUCCAUCUCUCUCAUUAUUUCCUCAAAUAUGAAGCCGGAUUCAUACAGCCAACUGAGCCAAGAAGAGUACACAGAGACCUCAGGUGUGUAUUUAGGAAUGCAGGGUCGCCUAUUUAAGAAGAUCGGGGCUUCGGCGGAGACUCGAUCCGCGUCUGAGGAAUUCUAUGAUCACUUCACAGUCGUCGAAAUCGUGAAUAUGACACCAAAAAAAAAAAAAACGGCACUUAAACGGCAAAAUACUUGUCACUCAUCAGAGAUGCUGACAGUUGGCGGUCAGAAGUUUUGCGCUGAGCCACCGAACAGAGGACGGAAAAAUGUUGAGUAAUGUGACAUCUGAUUGGUUAAAAAAAAAAAGCUCCUCAAUCUUUUAAUUUAAAGAGCACU